This is a messenger RNA of Gigantopelta aegis, 2252 nucleotides long. RefSeq lists its product as uncharacterized. The coding region runs from base 75 to 1331 and encodes 418 amino acids. Lineage: Eukaryota; Metazoa; Mollusca; Gastropoda; Neomphalida; Peltospiridae. Gene Ontology annotation, cellular component: membrane. The transcript has 8 exons. The record is from RefSeq and is a predicted model, not a curated record. Gene Ontology annotation, biological process: regulation of cell differentiation.
CAGUUCUUUUCUUUCCUUACGACAGUUGUCAACAAAUCAAACAACCUGCAACGUGUGUUGCCCUUUCGUUCAUAAUGUCGUGUGGCGGCGAAAAAUCCGUAGAAUUAACAAGAAAUGCCGCUAGAUCAAAGGCUGGGCACAUGAGGAGAUUUAACAAGAGUUCCUUUUCAAAGAGUUGGGAUCAAGAACUAUUUAUUUUAUACGGAGACAGCACUCUAGCCUGGUUCAAAGAUGAACGUAGCAUUCAGCCCAAAGGGCGUAUCGUGCUUAAGGAUGUUUGCCAAUUCCUUGCCGUCGGAAUGGUUUGCCAGCAAGUUCCGAAUCGCCCAGAACUACCAGAAGGUGGACGUAUCGAGCACCUGAUUGGAAUCCCUAAACAAGCCAGCAAGAACGCAGAGAUGGUGUGGGCGUUAUGCUCAAGUGAAGAGGAUAUAAAAUCAUGGAUAAUGGCCAUAGUUGCGGUGCUUCCACAACCACAGAAUGGUGGACAGCCAAGUGGUGGUACAGCUCCUCCCCAAACAAUCCAACAACAGCCAGGAGCACCACAGUCUUCACAACUAGUACAGUCUCAAGGCACUCACUACUCUCAGGGUCAGUACCAACAGUCACAGAAUAUGCGACGGAAGCAGAAAAAUUAUGACAACUCAUCGACGACUGUGAUCAUUCAAGAUGAUCGGCGACGACGAUCAAGUGGAAGUGGUGACUUUUUAACUGGACUGCUCAUUGGAAGUGCCUUAGGAGGUCAUAAUCACAUGGGCUCACAUUUUGGCUUUGGAAUGGGAUGGGGAGGUGACCAUUACGGUCAUGGAUAUCAUGAUUAUGGGCCAGAUUACCACAUAGAAAACAAUUAUUACACAACCAACACAAACAUUGAGAACACUGAAAUUAAUGAAACAAAUAUUGAAAACAAUUUUGAUGGCGACAAUGCCGAUGGUGAGCAGGUUGGUGAAGGUGAUGAAAGUGAACAGGUUGAAGGUGAGCAAGUUGAAGGUGAACCGGCUGAUGAAGGUGAGCCGGCUCAGGAAGAAGAGCUGGUUCAAGAAGAAGAGCUGGUUCAAGAAGAAGAGCUGGUUCAGGAAGGUGGAGAGGAUGAACUUGAGCAAGACUUUCAAGAAAUAGAAAAUUUAAUGAAAGAAGUUGAGGAAAUGGAGGAAAUGGCGGAAGGCGGAGAAGAAUGCGAUGAAGGUGAAUAUGAGGAUGAGGAUGCAGAAUGUGAGCCUAACGAUGAAGAAUGUGAGCCCGAACUCAAGGAGGAAGAUCCAGUAGAGGAAGAGCCAUAUGAUGACUGCGAGCCAGACGAUUGUGGUGACUAUGGGGAUGAAGAUUGUUAAAAUUAUUUCAGCAAAAGAAUGAUCUAAUGGCUAUACAAUUCCGCCAGGACUUCAAUAGAAAACUCAGCUGUUGUUACAGUUAAUAAUGCUUCUCCAGAGAAAUCGGUCUCUCUUAUAAUAUAGAAAUGAUGUUGAGUAACUGAAGCCAAUACACAUCUGAAACAAUUAAGAGUCAGGCAUCAAACUGCAGCUUUCUAUGGAUAAAUAGGAACAAACAUACAAAAAAAUAUUGAUAAUCUUAGUGCAAAAACUAAUUACAGAUUUCUGAUUAAAUAAAGCAAGCCUCUUCCACUAACUUAAUAUGCUAUAUUUUUAAUUUUAAAAAUAAAGAGGUUAUUAAAAAUCAAUAUCAUUUCGUUUAAGUGUGGUAGAUAUUCUGGUUCAUAUAUAAUAAAUGGUGCAGCCUUUGAUAGUAAACCAAACUUAGCAUGACCUUUUAAACAUUGUUACCUUUGACAGUCAAAUGAAAACAGUAUUAAAUUCCUGUAUAUAUUAUUAUAUUUAAAAUAUAGAUAUUUUUCGAGUUGUCAAGACCGGUUUAAAAAUUAGUAUAUUUUUCAAACAAAUAAUAUAAAUAUUUGGAUUUUGCCUCUAUAAUUAAUUGAACUAAAAUAAUAAUUGUAAUCAAACUUUUGUAAUUAAAUCUUUGUUACCUCUUGUACAUUUCAUUUACGCAUUUGUAAAUAAAUAAUUAUAAUAAUGUAUAUGUAUGUAAAUAAUUACAUAUAUUGUUUUAAACAUUUAUUAUCUGUUUUAUCACAAUGCUUCACUACCAGUCUGACUGAUGUCAACAACCAGCAAGCAAACUGAGAUCAGAUCACAUUCAUGUGUUUAUAUCGAUAUGGUACAGUACUUUUAAAAUGGUUUUUCCAACAGAUGACAUGGCUUUUUUUAAAGCCAAAUAAAGAAUUUGUUACUGCU